Guillardia theta CCMP2712 is the source of this 652-nucleotide messenger RNA. RefSeq lists its product as hypothetical. The transcript has 7 exons. Bases 198 to 575 code for a protein of 125 amino acids. Lineage: Eukaryota; Cryptophyceae; Pyrenomonadales; Geminigeraceae. The record is from RefSeq and is a predicted model, not a curated record.
GUCGGGGGUCGAUGGCUCGACGAGCGCUACUUGUUCGACUCGCUGCAGUGUCUUGUCUCAUUUCAGAAGCUUCCUGCCUUGAGUUGGCCGCUACUCAAUGUCCAAGGAACGUCGACUGCUGUUCCAGAUUGAAGUCAUCCUCUCAUCCCAGCUUGAUGAGGCUUCGAGGAGGAGGUUCUUUGCCGCAAACUAAGAUAAUGCUAUUGACAGCCCUUGGUGGAGCAAUCGGCGCAAGUGCAAGAACGUUCUUGCAGCUUUAUUUGACGAACAUUCAUAAGAAUGGUCUAUUACUCCGUAUUUCGGUUCAUGCAUGGGGAGCGUUCUUGGUUGGUCUACUCACGCAUCCAGGAUUCCCAAAAGAAAUAGUCGCCGUGUAUGAAGCAGCUCUUCGCACAAUAUCUGCGAUUGUCACUGUAGAUGUCUACAAUUGCCUGAUAGCUGGAAAUGGGGACAUGGCCGCUCUGUAUCUUAGCGUAUGCAUCUCAUGUAAUCUGAUCAUGAAUCACUGCGGCAGGAAACUUGGUUCUCACUUGCGCAACUUGCUUUCCACUGAUACAAUAGGGCUUAUCCGAUGAUCAAGGUUUGAAGCCAGAAUCUCCUUGUGCCAUGACGUCAUAUCAUGAAUAUGAUAUCAUUGAAGGAUUGUAAUUUA